This is a messenger RNA of Gymnodraco acuticeps, 639 nucleotides long. RefSeq lists its product as uncharacterized. Bases 1 to 609 code for a protein of 202 amino acids. The transcript is spliced from 4 exons. Lineage: Eukaryota; Metazoa; Chordata; Actinopteri; Perciformes; Bathydraconidae. The record is from RefSeq and is a predicted model, not a curated record.
AUGAAUCGUGGAGCCAAGAGUGUAGGGAGUGCCAGACUUCGGCAGAUUGGGACCAGAAGCAGCCAGAGGAGGACUAACAAGGUCAGGACAGAUCAGGAGGUAAAGGUGGUGAUUGGGGGUUUGAAGAGCAGACCAUCCAGAGCCAAACCCGUCAGAGGGUACCGCUCAAAGAAAGAAAAGGUUAAAGAGAGUGCUUAUCAGGAUCAUUUUUUGCCAGAGGCUCAGGAUGAUGGCUGCAUUUCCGAGUCAGGAAAGUCCUUUUUGGGUGUUAGGGAGAACAAAACUCUCAAAAAAGUACCUAUUACACCUGGUAGUUCCACAUGGACUGAGUUCGACAUUGUGACCCCCAAAAAAGAAGACCUAAAGAUUAUAAAAGAAGCUCAAGCAGCUGGAUGUAGUGCCAGUCGUCCAGCAGAGCAAUGCACAGGAAGUGAGCCAACCAAACCAAAAGCUAUAAAAGUACAGAGAUCUUGCAAGCAGAAGAGCAGGAGAUUUACAAAGACCUUUCCAAAAAUACAUAGAGCCAAAGAUCACAAGCCCUGCUCUCUGGGACUCUACUGUUCUAUAUGUGAGAAGGAACUACUUCCUGUGGCACAUGGUAGUUCCUGAGAAAACCCUGUAAUGUGUUUACUACAGCUA